Molecule: messenger RNA, 1116 nt
Organism: Aphis gossypii (cotton aphid)
Lineage: Eukaryota; Metazoa; Arthropoda; Insecta; Hemiptera; Aphididae
Exons: 6
Coding region: 1-1116 (371 amino acids)
Cellular component (GO): cytosol
Source: RefSeq, a predicted model, not a curated record
AUGGAGAAGUUGCCUGCAAAAAGAUCAUUAUUUGAUACUUUUUUAGAAGAAAUUAACGAUGAAGAGUCGAUAUUAGAUUUUCCAAAUAAUGAAACAUCUAUUGAAAUCGAAGAAAAAAUAUGGAUGGAGGAUGAGAAUUCUUCAACUAAUAGCAAAGACGCUAUUUUAAAUGAACAUAAUUGUGAUAUUAAUAUUAUGCUUAAAGCAUUUGAUGAUGCAUUUGAAACAAUGUAUGGCAAUAAUGAAGUGAGCUCUACUCAUAUUCAGAAAUUAUCUGAAGAAUUCCAAGAAAAUUGUGUGCAUAUGAUAAAUACAAUUAAAACCCAAAGUGAAUUGAUUGAAAUCGAAAAGUCCAAGUAUAAUGUAUUGGAAAAUGAAUCUACUUCUACUAUAAAUAAGUUACAAUUGGAAGUUGCAAAAUUAAACUUUCAACUCAAACAACAAUCUUCAUUUAGUUCUUUUAUUGGAUCUACACUAUGUUACUAUUUGUGGAAAGCAACUGAAAUAUCUUCAGUAAUUGAUUUGAUUUUACAAAAAGAUAACAUAACAAAUAUGGCUACAUUUAUAGCAAAUAUACUUAGUUCUUUUAUUAAAUCAUACGAGUAUCAGCAGAUGCCAUCAAUACAAACAAAAGAAACACAAUUUGUGUUACAAAUUUUGAGAAUACUAGCAAACCUAACAACAACAAAAAGUGGUUGUCACUUUUUUUCCCAAGUAAAUGAUGGAAUUAAUAUUGUUAAUCUUAUAGUGACUUUGGUGUUGUGUACACCUCCAUCAAAUAAUAUAUUAAAGAAUAUUGCUUAUGCAACAUUGUAUAAUGUAAGUAUCCAAUUUAAUGGAUACUUGCUUAUGAAAAAUAGUAAACUUAUACAAACAUUACAAAAUGAUAUUAAAGUAGUACCUACCAGAGACAACAACACAAUAUUGUUUUCUUUAAACUUAUUACUUUCUCUAAGUAGAAAAAUGGAUAAAUCAAUGUAUUUGAUUUUUAAAAAUGAAAUAAAUUUACAAGAAAUACUCAAGUUAACAAAAUAUACAGAAACAGAAUUAAUAGCCAGAAAAAUAUUUGAUAACAUUAAUAUUGCAAGUAAAAAAUUUACUGAAAAGUCUGAAUAA